CUGUAUCACAGCUUUAUAUUUCUGUGAGAUAUAUUCUCAGUUUCUCUGGUAAAUUAGGGCUUUAGCAAUCUCAGGGCUGUGUUUCGCAGCAUACAACCCUCACUGGAGUACCAUCUUUCACCCAUGUCAAAAGACAUAUAAAACUACAGGCCUCUGCUAAAACAUUUUCUUCUUGUCUUCCAUAACCUCGCUGACUUUUUCAAUUGAUCGAUAUUAAUUCAGUCACUCCGAAUUCAUUCAUUCGUAAAAAUGGAACCAUUCAACAGUCUCUUGUCCGUCUUGCUCUCGGUAUUCGCAUGUUUCGGGCCCCAAAAAGAAGAAGAGAGCUCCAGAGCUGCACCUCACCUAGGGUCCGUUGUGACCCUGAUGUGCGCCUCACAGUUAGAGGAGAUACCGGGACUGCGCUCAUCCCCAGGAUCUGCCCCUGACAGUCUCCGCAUCGUCGGGGAAGACACACCAACGGACUGCGAAAAUUUAGAGACAUGGUACCGCAUCCAGCGGACGAUUCGAAGCCCAGCUGAAGCUCCAGACUCGGGAUAUGAUACUAGAGAAACGCGAUCCGAAGGCUACAGAAUCUCGAGAACUGAGAUAAUUAAGUCUCCCAUCGGGUUGGAACUUCUAGCGGACUGGCUGCGAAUAGAUAAGGAGGCUUCAAACAAGGAGAAAAGGAAGGCGCUCAUUGGAGAAUUGCAGGAGAGUUAUCUCAACGAACGGUCUCAUGUCCGUGCUCUUGCUGCUCAACAAGGAUUGCCUUUGGAUGAUAUUCAUGCUUGGUUCAUGAAUAGGGUACGGGAGCUGGAGGCGAUUAGUUUUGGCGGAGAGCUGAGCCGGAAAACUACAUAAAACUUUCUAAAUAUGCCAUCAAUAUGUUACUUGGAGCUUUAUACUUUGGUUUUAGGCUCAUACGUCGUUGAUAAAAUAGCUAUAUCAUGUUACAUUUCCUCCCCGC
Molecule: messenger RNA, 949 nt
Organism: Aspergillus glaucus CBS 516.65
Lineage: Eukaryota; Fungi; Ascomycota; Eurotiomycetes; Eurotiales; Aspergillaceae
Exons: 3
Coding region: 250-843 (197 amino acids)
Source: RefSeq, a predicted model, not a curated record